AUGGCCGAACCCAGUCCGCCAGCAGAGUCGGAGUCUGCGCAAUCCCAAUCGCAAUCAGCAGGCGAACAGCCAGGCACAACGAAAGCUCCCCCGAACCAGACUCCUGGACAUCCUAGCUUUAGACGGCAGCGCGCUUCUCGGGCUUGUGAAACAUGCCACGCACGCAAGGUGCGGUGCGAUGCAGCCUCCCUUGGAGUUCCUUGUACCAACUGCGUUGCGUUUUCCAUUGAAUGCCGGAUCCCUGUGCCCAAGCGGAAGAGGGCAGGAACCUCGCGGGCCAAAGAUGACGAGAGUGAGACCGCCGAUACCCAGCCACCGCCGACACCUACAGAUUCUCGCCUAACACGUCCUGCUCAACCCAGACCGACUGCAGGAUUCAACUCUCCAGAUGGCAUCCCGUCUACACAGAUGUCAGAGGCGCAGGCGGCCCAGCAAGCCGCCAAUAACGGUACCAUGGCUCAAUUUAUGAAACCCAAGUUUGCUCGUGCGCCGAUCAAGGAAGCUGGACGAGUCGCCUAUCUUGGAGAGUCUUCGAAUUUGUCUUUGCUAGUCCAUGAUCGGCAUGGUAAUUCAGAUGUGGUUCACUACCCAUUACCAGAGAACAUCAGGGGGGCCCGCGCACGCUUGACUGAGCCAGAUCAGAUGGAGAUUGAAAUCUUGCAACAGAGAGGAGCGUUUCUGCUUCCUCCGCGAACCCUAUGCGAUGAGCUUGUCGAUGCCUAUUUUCGCUGGGUGCAUCCCAUUGUGCCAGUCAUCAAUAGGACACGGUUCAUGAAGAGGUAUAAGGACACCAAGAAUCCUCCAUCAUUGUUACUCCUCCAAGCAAUGCUCCUUGCCGGCUCUCGGGUCUGCACAAACCCACAGCUGAUGGACGCCACGGGCUCGACGACCCCUGCAGCCAUGACCUUCUACAAGCGUGCAAAAGCACUAUACGACGCCAACUACGAGGACGACCGUAUCACAAUAGUACAAGCCUUGGUGCUGAUGGGCUGGUACUGGGAAGGCCCUGAAGAUGUGACGAAGAAUGUCUUUUACUGGACCCGGGUGGCGAUUGUUGUUGCGCAAGGAGCCGGUAUGCAUCGAAGUGUUGAAAGCUCCCAGCUGAGUCGACAGGAUAAGCGCUUGUGGAAAAGAGUGUGGUGGUCGUUGUUCACAAGGGACCGGUCCGUGGCUGUAGCCUUGGGGCGCCCCGUCUCCAUCAACACUGACGACUCCGACGUCGAAAUGAUCACCGAGGAUGAUUUCAUUGAAGACGAAGGCGAUCCGAAUAGUGAAUACCAGCCGGAUCCGGUUCACGUUCAGUUUUUUCUGCAAUACGUGAAGCUAUGCGAAAUCAUGGGUCUCGUGCUCUCACAACAGUACUCGGUGGCAUCUAAGGCUCGGAGAACGAAUGCCAUCGACCUCACCCACAGCGAUAUGGCACUGGCCGACUGGCUGCAGAACUGUCCACGAGAAGUGUACUGGGAGCGUUCUCGCCACCAUUUUUGGUCCGCCUUACUGCAUUCAAACUACUACACAACACUCUGUCUACUACAUCGAGCCCACAUGCCGCCCGCCACCGCAAAACCCAAAGAUUAUGAGAACGUGGACAUGGCUUACCCAUCGAGGACGAUUGCAUUUCAGGCGGCUGGAAUGAUUACGUCUAUCAUGGAAAACCUUUUAGCCCAUGAUCAAGUCAAAUAUACCCCUGCUUUCAUUGUUUAUAGCCUGUUUUCGGCACUGAUUAUGCAUGUCUAUCAGAUGCGCUCUUCUGUACCAUCAGUUGUGGCGGCCAGCCAGGAACGGAUCAACGUAUGUAUGAAUGCCCUGAAAGAAGUUUCCAAGGUAUGGCUGGUAGCAAAGAUGGUCCACACGUUGUUCGAAUCUAUACUCGGGAACAAAGUCUUGGAGGAGAGACUGCAAAAGGCGACGGGCAAGAAAGCCCAACGAGCCAAAAUGAAUCAAGCCGCUGGAGCCCCAGGUCAACCGAACGGCAGCGCCAAUGGACCGACAGCUGCUCCCUCGCACAUAGCGAUGGCCGCAAAUCCAGCCAAGCGAAAAUUCGACGAUAUCGACCUGGGGUUCAGCGUCGGCCCUCCAGCACCACAAAUGUCUUACGAGCGUUCACGACCGCAAACUCCUGCGGUUACUCCUUCCCGGGAAGUCCCCCAGCAUCAACAUCACAACUUCCUCGGAUCCCCUCCAUUGCCAUCAGAACACUUGCCCGCUUCUCGAUCCCGCGGAGCAUCUCGAAUCCCUUCGCGAGUUCCCACCCGGGCCAACUCACCCUUCAAUGGCUACUCGAUACCCGCGACUCCUCCAGACCUCUUCUUGGUGACCCGAGAUUCUCCCAACAUUUCGCAGCAACUGUGGGAGAACUUUCAACCCGACCAGCUCUUCCCCAAUGGGACGAUUGGGGAUAUCAGUAACUUUGCGAGCCCCAUACUGAACCACGCGGUCGACCCUCAACUACAGAUGCAGGAGCCCCUGGGAGGUCAGCAAAUGCCGCAGCUUGACAUGUCGGGCCAGCCUCAAGUCUGGCCACCCGGGAUGCAAGGCAUGAUGGGCGCGGGGAUGGAGAUGCACGAUAGCGAUGGGUGGUCAACGAGUUCAAUUGGAAACGCUCCAGUGGCCCCGACGACGUUGAACGUCGAGGACUGGUUCCAGUUUUUCGGUAUCAACGGGGAGCUGGCGGGAAUGCAGGUGGAUGGGACUUGA
Exophiala spinifera is the source of this 2697-nucleotide messenger RNA. RefSeq lists its product as uncharacterized. Lineage: Eukaryota; Fungi; Ascomycota; Eurotiomycetes; Chaetothyriales; Herpotrichiellaceae. The coding region runs from base 1 to 2697 and encodes 898 amino acids. The record is from RefSeq and is a predicted model, not a curated record. Gene Ontology annotation, biological process: DNA-templated transcription; regulation of DNA-templated transcription. Gene Ontology annotation, molecular function: zinc ion binding; DNA-binding transcription factor activity, RNA polymerase II-specific; DNA binding. The transcript has 10 exons.